UGUUGACAGGAGACAGGAAAGUUCACUACGCCCCUAUCCAACUUUUAGGAAGUCGCAAAAAAAUGGCUGGGAAUAUUAAGAGGUUCUACGACCUGACAGCAAAGCUGUUGUCCGGUGAAUCCUUCAGUUUCUCCACACUGAAGGGGAAAGUUGUUCUCGUUGAGAAUGUAGCGUCCCUUUGAGGAACAACAGUCAGGGACUACACGCAGAUGAACGAGCUUCACUCUCGCUUCUCCGCCGAGGGACUCGUUAUCCUGGGUGUGCCCUGCAAUCAGUUUGGACAUCAGGAGAACACAAGGAACGAUGAAAUCCUGAGAUCCCUGAAGUACGUCCGUCCAGGGAAUGGCUUUGAACCAAACUUUCAGCUCCUUGAAAAGGUGGAUGUGAAUGGAAGUGACGCCCACCCCCUGUUUGUCUAUUUGAAGGAGAAACUUCCGGUCCCCAGCGACAAUGCUGUGUCUCUCAUGAAUGACCCAAAGUUCAUCAUCUGGAGUCCUGUGUGCAGGAGUGACAUCUCCUGGAACUUUGAGAAGUUCCUGAUUGGUGCUGACGGUGAGCCAUACAAGCGCUACAGCAGAAAUUUUCUCACCAUUGAUCUCGAGGGAGACAUUAAAGAGUUGCUGAAGAGGAUUAAGUAAAAUGGGCUACGACACUCGACGGCUGCUUGUUGAAAAUAUCGGCUGCGACCCCUCCCUCUUAGAAAGUCUUAUCAGCAGACACACCUAUUUGGGGUGUUUUAUCUAGCUUUCCCAGCUAACAGCUUAACCAAAACAUAUUUCAAACAUUGUGAUAUUUUCAGUGGUAUACUCUUGGUUCUUGAACCCAUUUACUUAAUGAAGAGACUCCUGGAAACCAUUUUGUGUAGGAAGUUUCUGAUGCAGAUGUAAAUGUCUGACUUUACCAUUGUCUAUACUACAAUGUCUAUUUGGGGAAAAGAGAAAAUGUGCAUGUUUUAUGUGAGCAUUUUUUUUUUAUUUGAAUAAAAUGUAAUUUAUA
Messenger RNA from Xiphophorus maculatus (southern platyfish), 996 nucleotides. It is a transcript of the gene gpx1a, whose product is annotated as glutathione peroxidase 1-like. Gene Ontology annotation, cellular component: cytosol; mitochondrion. Lineage: Eukaryota; Metazoa; Chordata; Actinopteri; Cyprinodontiformes; Poeciliidae. The record is from RefSeq and is a predicted model, not a curated record. Gene Ontology annotation, biological process: hydrogen peroxide catabolic process; response to hydrogen peroxide; response to selenium ion. Gene Ontology annotation, molecular function: glutathione peroxidase activity. The transcript is spliced from 2 exons.